Tripterygium wilfordii is the source of this 860-nucleotide messenger RNA. RefSeq lists its product as uncharacterized. The transcript has 2 exons. Lineage: Eukaryota; Viridiplantae; Streptophyta; Magnoliopsida; Celastrales; Celastraceae. The coding region runs from base 1 to 837 and encodes 278 amino acids. Gene Ontology annotation, biological process: root development; shoot system development. The record is from RefSeq and is a predicted model, not a curated record.
AUGACCGUACAAGAAAAGGGUGCUUCUUGGUACGUACGUAGCUUAAUUUAUCUUGAGAUCUCAGAUCUUAUUCUGGAUAAGCUGUCUCCAACUGUGUUCUAUAAAAACUUGGCUUAUUUCAAUUCAUCAACACUUCUUCCGAACUUUGAUACUCUUAGAGACUUGCACAAUUCGGCCAACGACCUCCUCCAUUCACCGGAAAUCCAACAAGCUCUCGUUGAUCAACGACAAGAGAAAUUCGUUCAUCAAGUCUCGGAAUCAUCACUUAGAAUGCUCGAGGUUUGUGGGAUCUCAAGAGAUGUUCUUUUGGUUGUGAAAGACCAUCUCUUAGAUCUACAACUUACUCUACGUAGACUAAGCAUUGGUGAUCAGCCUCAUAACAAUAUCGUUGGGACCAAACUUGCAGCAUAUAAUUGCUAUAGAAAGAAAUUUAAGAAGGAGACUGUCAAGUGUUUGAGGUCACUGAAGGGAAUGAAGUGCAAUUCAGUAAUUUCAAAUAAUAAUGUAUCUGUUGUUGAUGAUAAUCUCAUUGUGGUUUUGGAUGUUUUGAAGGAAGCGAGGGUGACCACCAUAACUAUUGUGGAGUCUCUGUUAUCUCUUAUUUCUAUUCCAUGGUUGGAUCAGAAGAAAGGCUACUCUUUUAUUAGGUGCAAGUUCAUGAGGUCAAGUGGGCAGUGUUCGUAUGAUAAUAUAUGUGAUGAAACGGCACUUCAUAGUGCGCAUAAGAGAUUGGAGGCUGUGGAGAUUGCUAUUGAGGAUCUUGAAGUUGAGUUAGAGUGCAUGUUUAGGCGUUUGAUCCAAACUAGAGUUUCACUGCUCAACAUUCUUACAAAUUAGGACAUCUAACAACCCCUCAAGGC